UCUUAUCACAGCUGUUGUCCCUGAGCAGCCACCAGCCCCGAGCCCCUCCACACACUCGGCCCUCGCUCUCUCUCGCAGAUCUCUCUAACCAUGGAACCCUGUCCGGAGAAGGUCCUGGCAUCCACUGCUCCACCUAUCGAUCUGACCGAGGACCUGGCUCAGCAGCUGGAGGACAUCAUCAGCACCUAUCAGGCGGCCGAGACGCCAGCCGACCCAGAGGACAGCGGCGAGGUCACGGCGGUCAAACCGUCGGACUCUCGGCGGGAUCAGAAGCACGAGAAGAAGAUGUUGAAAAGCCUGGGGAAGGAAGCCAUGCUGCUUAUGCAAAGUUUGAGCAAACUCGACACUCCGGAGCAGAAACUGGAAGCCAUCAUCAAGAAGCACGCCGAGCUGUUGGAGGAGCACCGGAACGACCAGAAACAGAUGAAGCUCCUGCAGAAGAAACUUCUCCAGGUCAUCAAGGAGAAGGACCAGCUCCAGAGCGAGCACAGCCGGGCGGUUCUGGCCCGCAGCAAGCUGGAGGGGCUCUGUCGCGAGCUGCAGAGGCACAACAAGACCCUCAAGGAGGAGACGCUGCAGCGCUGCAGAGAGGACGACCUGAAGAGGAAGGAGAUCACCACCCACUUCCAGGGCACACUCAGCGAGAUCCAGGCGCAGAUCGAGGAGCACAGCACGCGCAACACCAAGCUGUGUCAGGAGAACAGCUCGCUGGCCGAGAAGCUCAAGGGCCUCAUCACCCAGUAUGACCAACGGGAGGCGAAUCUGGAGAAGGUCUUCAAGCACAGAGACCUGAAGGAGAAGCUGCUGGAGACCAAACUGCAGCAGGCCACCCUGAUGCUGAAGGAGGCCCAGGACAAGCACAAGCUUGAGAAAGAGCUGCUGCUGAAGCAGACGGCCGAGUCCAAGGUACAGAUGAAGAUGUUGAAGGAGCAGGAGGUGGACAUGAGGGCCCAGCUCGACAUGUACUCCAAGAAAUUCGAUGAGUUCCAGGGCAGCGUUUCCAAGAGCAACAGCGUCUACAGCGGCUUCAAACAGGACAUGGACAAAAUGACAAAGAAAAUGAAGAAGCUGGAGAAGGAGUGUCAAUCCUGGAAGAGCCGCUUUGAUGGCUGCAACAAGAACCUCAUUGAAAUGGUGACAGAUAGAGCUCUAAAGGAGAAGGAGUUUGAGCUUGUCACCGUGAAAAAUCAGAAGCUAGAGAGCCUGUGCAGAGCUCUGCAGGAGGAGAGGAAGAGUCUGCUGGGGAGAGAGCACCAGGAGGAGGGGCCAGACAAGAGCCCCGAGGAGGUCCCCUCACCUGCGACCCCAGCAGCAGAGACCCCGCUGACCCAGGAGCUAGCCAAGCUGAAGAGCGAGCAGGAGCUUCUGAAGGAGAUCGCCACCUCCUUUAAGAUCUCUCACAUGGUCCCCACAGAGGCCGAGCGAUCAGAGGGACCCUCGCAGGGGGACCCCACAGAGCAGGUCGACGGGGGAGAAGAACUCCAGGCACAGAGAGAUUUAGAAAUGGAGUCUGUCGAUUAAACA
This is a messenger RNA of Synchiropus splendidus (mandarinfish), 1524 nucleotides long. RefSeq names its product taxilin beta b (gene txlnbb). The transcript has 10 exons. The coding region runs from base 91 to 1521 and encodes 476 amino acids. NCBI's taxonomy places the organism in Eukaryota, Metazoa, Chordata, Actinopteri, Syngnathiformes, Callionymidae. The record is from RefSeq and is a predicted model, not a curated record. Gene Ontology annotation, molecular function: syntaxin binding.